AUGUCUAAGUGGGAACCUGUCACAUUUGAGGAAUCUCUUAGCUUUGUUAAGAGAGUUAAGGCCCAUGACUACUUGUUAUACCUGUCACUGCUCAAUGUGCUCACCCGGAGUGAUCAGAUCCCUCUGGAAGCUUACAACGAGCUUUUACUUCUUUUCCGGGAUCACGGAGACCUGCUAGAGGAGCUAGGGAAGUUCAGACCCCUCCCCUCUUUCCCAAGCACUGUGUACAGCCACAACACAAUCUGGAUGUUCAUAUUCCUUAUGCCCUUUCUGCUCCUGAGCCUUCUCCUCGCGUUUGAGAAGCCGUUGGAUAGCUUCCUUCUCCGAUAA
Molecule: messenger RNA, 330 nt
Organism: Triticum turgidum subsp. durum (durum wheat)
Lineage: Eukaryota; Viridiplantae; Streptophyta; Magnoliopsida; Poales; Poaceae
Source: the annotation of a GenBank genome assembly